AAAGGGAAGACACGCGCACACGCGCCGCAAUGACGUCAAAGCGGAGCGCAGCAGACUCGCUGGCCCCGCCGCGCGCCUCUUCAGAUCUCCUCCACGCGGCGGCUGCUGCGUUUCAAACACCGAGGAGCGCGCGAGCAGCCAGGAGAAGCGCGCGGAGAGACGGCUAACCGGAGCAGGUGGACCUGGAGGAGGAGGAGGAAGAAAGCUCCACUCUCUUAACCUCACGCGGCAUUUUUCUGGAUGGAGACGCGCGCCUUCGCCUCGCGCGACAAGCCGAGUCCAUGGAGAAGGACGGCUGAUCCUCCUGCUCGCUGUUCCCGCGUGAAAACCCUCACGCGCCUACCAAGUUGCAAUUUGUGAUUAUUAUUUUUUCUGGGAUUUUACACUUUUCUUCUUUUUGCUCUCUUUUCCUGGAUUUUCUUGGGUUUUUCUUUUUGAAUGCUGCUAAAAAAGACGCGGGAUUUUGCUGGUGUUCUGUGCAGCCGCACGCGCAAACAGGAAAUAAUGGGUCUUUAAGCGGAUCCAGCUGUGCCACCGACGCACGAACCAGCCGUCGUUAAGGUUCAAAGAAAUCUGCCGCCGCUUGCACCCCCACCUCCCCACCCCUUCGUGGAUUUGGGCUACCCGUGACCCCCCCACUCCUCCUUCUCCUCCUCCUCUCUCCCCCCAUGGUGCCUUCAGCGCGGCGCGCGGCGGCGCUGAUCUGGGAGUUCCUCUCGUGCAGGAUCCACGCACCGCUUCUUCUUCACUGGACCCGCUUCUUGAAGAUGACCUCCAGCCACAAUUCCCCACGUGCCGUUCUCGCCGCACGCCGUGAGAAAAGCACGCGCCCCCGGUUCGAUGCACACGAGAGGAUGUCGUCUCCCCAACAGCGCUGAGGGAGGAGAGGAGCCGACACACAGAGGUAAAAGCCCACGACAGGCGUCAGAGCAGCGCGCGGCGGGAUGGAGCUGUCCGAGGUCCGCUGUUCGAGCGCCAGCGAGGAGCUGUACACCAUCAACAGCGGCAACGGCGGCAACGGCAGCGCGCGACCCAAGCGCCUGCUGUGGCAGACCGCCGUGCGCCACAUCACCGAGCAGCGCUUCAUCCACGAGCAGGGCGGGGGAGGCGGGGCGGCUCGGAGCAGCGGCUCGGACCAGCAGUACGAGCCCGGUUCGGGCGCACGGAAGCAGUCCGCGGGGCGGACGUCGGUCGGGGACCGGCACAACAACGGUGGGACCAAAGUGUUCCCGGAGCGCGCCAGCAGCGACCUGGGCUUCCUUCAGCUCGACUGCGCGCCGAGCAACUCGGACUUCUUCCUGAACUGGGGCUACACCUAUCGGGGGGUCAUCUUCCCCACCCUGCGCAACUCCUUCAAGUCGCGCGACUUGGAGCAGCUGUACCAGCGCUACUUCCUGGGCCAGAGGCGCAAAUCCGUGGUGGUGAUGAACAUCCUGGACGUGGUGACCAAGCUCACCCUGCUGGUGCUCCACCUCACGCUGGCCUCCUCCCCCAUGGACCCCAUCAAGGGGACGCUGCUGGGCUUCUUCACGGGCAUCGAGGUCGUCAUUUGUGCCUUAGUGGUGGUGCGGAAGGACACCACGUCGCACAGCUACCUGCAGUACAGCGGCGUGGUGACCUGGGUGGCCAUGGCCACGCAGAUCUUGGCGGCCGGGCUGGGCUACGGGCUGCUGGGGGACGGGGUGGGGUACGUGCUCUUUACCCUGUUCGCCACUUACAACAUGCUGCCGCUGCCGCUCACCUGGGCCAUCCUGGCUGGCCUCCUGACCUCGGGGCUCCACGUCCUGGUGCAGCUGCUCAUCUCCGAGAGCGCGCAGCUCUCCACCAACCAGGUAGCGGCUCAGGCGGUCCUGUUCCUGUGCAUGAACACUGCUGGAAUAUUCAUCAGUUACCUGUCUGACCGAGCUCAGCGGCAGGCCUUCCUGGAGACGCGCCGCUGCAUCGAAGCUCGUCUGCGGCUGGAGACGGAGAACCAGCGGCAGGAGCGGCUGGUGCUGUCGGUGCUACCACGUUUUGUAGUUUUGGAAAUGAUCAACGACAUGACAAAUGUAGAGGACGAACACCUCCAGCAUCAGUUCCACAGAAUCUACAUCCACCGCUACGAGAAUGUCAGCAUUCUUUUCGCAGAUGUCAAAGGCUUCACCAACUUGUCCACGACGCUGUCGGCACAGGAGCUGGUGCGAAUGCUGAAUGAGCUCUUUGCACGCUUCGACCGCCUCGCACACGAGCAUCACUGUCUGAGAAUAAAGAUCCUGGGAGACUGUUACUACUGCGUAUCGGGUCUGCCGGAGCCCAGACCAGACCACGCCCACUGCUGCGUGGAGAUGGGCCUCAGCAUGAUCAAAACCAUCAGAUAUGUUCGAUCUCGGACGAAACACGACAUCGACAUGCGCAUCGGGAUCCACUCGGGCUCGGUGCUGUGUGGUGUUUUGGGACUCAGGAAAUGGCAGUUUGACGUCUGGUCCUGGGAUGUGGACAUUGCCAACAAACUGGAGUCCGGCGGCAUCCCCGGGAGGAUCCACAUCUCCAAAGCAGCCUUGGACUGCCUGAAUGGAGACUACGAGGUGGAGGAAGGUCACGGGAAGGACCGCAACGACUUCCUCCGCCGCCACAACAUCGAAACCUACCUGAUCAAGCAGCCCGAGGAGAGCAUGCUGGCACUGCCGGAGGACAUUAUGAAGGAGGCGGUGAGCUCGGCCGACCGGCGGGCCAGCAGUGCCACCUUCAAUGAGGCCUCCUGGAGUCCCGAGCUCCCCUUUGACAACAUAGUGGGGAAGCAGAACACUCUGGCUGCCCUAACGAGAAAUUCGAUAAAUCUGCUUCCAAACCAUCUCGCACAAGCUUUGCAUGUCCACUCUGGUCCUGAGGAAAUUAACAAGCGAAUAGAGAGCGCCAUCGACUUACGGAGUGGCGAUAAGUUGAGAAGAGAGCAUAUCAAGCCUUUCUCACUGAUGUUUAAAGACUCCAGCCUGGAAGAGAAGUACUCGCAGAUGCGGGACGAGGUUUUCAAGUCCAACCUGGUCUGCUCCUUCAUUGUCCUCAUCUACAUCACAACCAUUCAAUGCCUGCUUCCCUCUGCCAGCAAGGUUACCAUGGCGAUCCAGUUUUCCAUCCUCAUCGUCCUCCAUUCCUGCUUGAUCCUAGUUACAACGGCAGAGGACUACAAGUGUCUGCCACUGGUCUUAAGAAAAACCUGCUGCUGGAUAAACGAGACCUACGCUGCACGGAACGUCAUCAUCUUUGUCUCAAUUCUCAUCAACUUCCUGGCAGCCAUGAUCAAUAUUCUGUGGUGUGACUUCGAUAAGUCCAGCAACUUCAGAAACCAGACGUACAACGAGUCUGUCUCCAUCCCAGACAUCUGCUUCUACCCAGAGUAUUUUGUGUUUACAGGAGUCCUGGCGAUGGUCACAUGCGCCGUGUUCCUGCGCCUGAACUCUGUGCUGAAGCUGGCUGUGCUGCUGCUGAUGAUUGCCAUCUACUCACUGCUGACGGAGGCUUUUUACACCUCACUGUUCAUCCGCUACGACACGGUCCACCACAACACAGAAAACUUCCUGGGAACCAAAGAGACGUCCUUGCUUCUGAUGGCCAUGUUCCUCCUCGCCGUGUUUUAUCACGGCCAGCAGCUGGAGUACACAGCACGGCUGGACUUCCUGUGGCGGGUCCAGGCCAAAGAGGAGAUCAACGAGAUGAAGGAGCUGCGAGAGCACAACGAGAACAUGCUGAGGAACAUCUUACCCAGCCACGUGGCCCGGCACUUCCUGGAGAAGGACCGGGACAAUGAGGAGCUGUACUCCCAGUCGUACGACGCCGUGGGCGUGAUGUUCGCCUCCAUCCCGGGAUUCGCAGACUUCUACUCCCAGACCGAGAUGAACAACCAGGGGGUGGAGUGCCUGCGGCUCCUGAACGAAAUCAUCGCCGACUUUGAUGAGUUGCUGGGUGAAGACCGUUUUCAGGACAUCGAGAAGAUCAAGACCAUUGGCAGCACCUACAUGGCCGUCUCUGGCCUGUCACCUGACAAACAGCAGUGUGAAGAUAAAUGGGGUCACCUGUGCGAGCUGGCGGACUUCGCCAUCGCCCUCAAUGAGAGCAUCCAGGAGAUCAACAAGCAUUCCUUCAACAACUUUGAGCUGAGGAUCGGAAUGGCUCAUGGUUCCGUGGUGGCGGGUGUGAUCGGCGCCAAGAAGCCUCAGUACGACAUCUGGGGGAAGACGGUGAACCUGGCCAGCCGCAUGGACAGCACGGGCGUUAGCGGCAAGAUCCAGGUGCCCGAGGACACCUACCUGAUCCUGAAAGACCGCGGUUUUGCCUUUGAGUACCGCGGCGAGAUCUACGUGAAGGGCAUCAGCGAACAGGAGGGCAAAAUCCGAACGCACUUCCUGCAGGGCCGGGUUCAGCCCAACCCGCUCAUCCUGCAGCCACGCAAAAUCACAGGGCAGUACUCACUGGCAGCCGUGGUGCUCGGCCUGGUGCAGUCACUCAACCGGCAGAAGCAGAAGCAGAUUCUCAACGAGAACAACAACUCGGGCAUCAUGAAGGGCCACCACCACUACAACCGGAGGACGUUGUUAGCGCCCGGCAGCUCAGACGUGGGAGGGGGCCAUCACACUGAAAGCACUGAUAAGACGGAGCUGUCCUGAGGAGGGGGGGUCUUUGCUUAGAUCCAGAGCUGUUUUCAGGCAGAAGUGGGCUUUCUGGUUGAGUUAAACCUAAAUGCAAUGUGCUUUUGUCCUGUAGAAAGCUUUUCUUUUCCACAUGGUAAGCCUCAAAUGAGUAAAGAGUGUUCAUUCAGUAGAACACGGUCAGCACAAAGGCAACAUGCUGUCCAAAGGAGCUGCUGAAGAUGCUCACAGUGGUUCAGACCAAUGCAAAUAUGAAACCAAACCUUGUAAUGCAUCGAAAGGUCCAUUUUAUGAAGGUUUAGCCUCAUUUUUCCGGGUCAAACAUAAAGCUUGUGGAGUCUUGGAGCCUAAACCUCUUUGCCACUUGGAAAAUGUUUGGUUGAUCAAAAGCAACAUAAGGAAGUGCGUUUUUAGUGAGAAGAAAUAAAAGAAGAGCAUAAAGAUCAAUGAGUUCUUGAACUCAAGAUGAACAUCCCCUUUAGGUGCAUUUCUGCUCAUGAUAAAAUGACGUUUAUUAAGCUCCACCCACAGCACAGAUCCUUGUAAAAGAAGGUUGAGAAGUUUAAUAAGAAUCAUCUUACAUCAGAGGGAACAUGUACCAUGCCACCCUUUGGUUACCUGAUGAACUGAUCUGACUCUUGUCAAUCAAUCAUCAAGGAGGAACUUUUCCUUUAGGUUUAGCUCUAACCAACACUCUGGACAAGGUUUCCAUCAGUCAAAUGUCAUCUAUCCUUAAAGACUUAGAGCUCCAGAAUAUCUCAGUCUAUAAAUUGUUUCGAAGACAAAAGGUUUUGAUUUUUUUCUUUAUUCAUCAUUCCCAAAAUACUUUCCAUUCAACAGAUUUCUUCUGGUGAAACUAUUGACAAUAAAUAACACACAAAAACAAAACUAGUUAACAUACAACACUAAAGAUUUUCAACAACUGUCUGUCUGGAAAUGAAAACCUGUUUUUUCAGGACUGAAUCAGGACUUUGACACUCAAUAAAGAUGCAAAAAUAUAAUUUAAGUCCCACUAUGAUGUUAAAGCAUCAGCUAGUUCUAAAGACAGACUAAAAUACUGCAGUGUGAGUCACUCAAAAAUAUUGAAGAAAAUAUCAUUUAAUUAAAGAAAAACAGUGUUCAAAGCUGCCUGCUCCUAUGUAAAAAGGUUACAGUAGUUACAGUCCUCUAAACUCUCAGACUUGUUAAUUUUAUUCCACUAUCACUUCAAUUAAAGAUGCAUUUAUUGGUUUUUCUGACAUUAUUGACUGUUUCAAGUCCAGAAACAGAAUCUGAAUGAGAUUCCGGUUUAGUCUUUGACUAGAUUGUUCUAGAACCUCUAUUCAGAGGUGGAGCUUCUGGUGUUUUGGGGUUUUGGUUCUGCAGCAGAACCCAAGUGCUCCUGAACUUAAAACUGAUGAAUUGGCUGCAGAGUGUCUUUAAAAAUAAAAGAAAAAAAAACGACGUUGUGGUUUCAUUAAACUGGCAAUUUCCAAACCAUCAAACUACCACCACCAUGUUCACCUGCUGUGUUCUGAUCUUUCAUUUUAAUUUUGGGUUUACUUUUUUCUCAGGUUUAAGUGGAAUCGUCAUUGAAGAAUAAUCUGGGUAUCUUUGAGCUACAUUAUUGGUCUUUAUUUCUUUUUUUAAAUAUUUAAUAUGCAAAAAUACAUAUAAAGACAUCAAUUGGGACAGAAACUUUAACACAGUUGAUUUCAUGGUUAAAAUCUAAGGUCUCAGUGUGAUCCCGCCCCUCUGUGUCAUCUGCAGGAUUUUAUUGUUCGUGCUCUUUAAAAACAAAGUUUUUCUACCAAACUCCUAAGAAUGAGCAGAUUUUAAGCACAAAUUACGUCUUUUCCUUCAAAAUAAAAGCUUCUCAAAGUUUUACUACUAGACCCAACCUGGUGUGCACAAACUUUGUUCCCAUGGAGACAGAGGGGAAUCCUCCAGUGUCUUUGAGGGUUCAGGACAACAUGAAUGUCUCACAGACAAACAUGAAAAUCACUAGAGCCACUAUCAGCUGAAAGCCCACUGAGGUUUAACUCAACCAACAAGAAGAGCCUGGGGAGUUGAACAAUUCUGCUUUUUAAUGAAUGUUUGUGUGUGGGGGGGUGAACCUCUGCUUUGGGAGGGUGAAGAGGUGGAUGCUGGGAGGAUGAGUUUGGUUGUCCUCCGCUCACAGCCUCAGACUGUCAGACAUGCCUCUUUUUGUUUCCCCAUUUAUAUGUUGCCCCCCCCCAUCCUCCCCUCACCUAACUCUGACUCUCCCGGUAUCGAUGUUUCUUUUUUGUAUUUCUUUUAUAUAUGAGAACACAAUAAAAAGGGGUCUAAUUUUUUAUACAAA
Molecule: messenger RNA, 6945 nt
Organism: Oryzias latipes (Japanese medaka)
Lineage: Eukaryota; Metazoa; Chordata; Actinopteri; Beloniformes; Adrianichthyidae
Gene: adcy8
Product: adenylate cyclase 8 (brain)
Biological process (GO): cAMP biosynthetic process; adenylate cyclase-activating G protein-coupled receptor signaling pathway; intracellular signal transduction
Cellular component (GO): plasma membrane
Molecular function (GO): adenylate cyclase activity
Source: RefSeq, a predicted model, not a curated record